UAGCGCGCGCUGACGCUAGACGCUCAUCCCGCUCCUCCAUUCAUCGUGGAGUCUAACCUUCUGAUUACAUGUCUCCGCCCGCGUUGAGAACUUGAAGGUUUCCCCAGACCGACAUGUCAGGUUCAACCUCCCCGCCUGCCCAAACAGAAGCGAUGGGAACAGAGGGAUGUUUUCCCCCUGGGUACAAGCCUUUCAACCCCGAGGAACACGGCUUGGAGCGAGGCUUUCGUCUAACUGCCUAUUCGGACUUGAAAGGAUGAGGCUGUAAGGUCCCGCAGGAGGCUCUGCUCAAACUCCUGGCGGGACUCGAGUCACACCGGACCGACGGGCCAGGGAAGGACGGAGACAACGCAUCUGAGUUCGCGCAACAGUUGCCCGCCGGCCCUCGGCUUGGAGUGGGAAUGGACUGCUGUGUGAUCCCUCUAAGGCACGGCGGGCUGUCUUUAGUCCAAACAACAGACUUCUUUUACCCACUUGUGGAGGAUCCCUACAUGAUGGGCAAGAUUGCUUGUGCCAAUGUCCUCAGUGAUCUCUACGCCAUGGGCAUCACUGAGUGCGACAACAUGCUGAUGCUGCUCAGUGUUAGCCAGAAGAUGAAUGACAAGGACCGCGAGCGCGUCAUGCCGCUCAUGAUUCGAGGAUUCCGCGAUGCUGCCGAGGAGGGAGGGACUUCGGUGACAGGCGGCCAGACGGUGAUCAAUCCAUGGAUCAUUGUAGGGGGAGUGGCCUCGGUUGUUUGCCAGCCCAACGAUUUCAUCAUGCCAGACGGUGCUGUCCCAGGUGACGUCUUGGUCCUCACAAAGCCUUUGGGGACACAAGUGGCUGUUAAUGCUCACCAGUGGCUCGAGCAGCCUGAUCGGUGGAACAAGAUCAAGCUUGUCAUCACCAAGCAGGAAGUGAAAGAGGCCUAUCAGGAAGCUAUGUUUUCAAUGGCAACACUCAACCGUACAGCGGCAGGUCUUAUGCACAAGUUCCAGGCCCACGCAGCAACAGACGUGACAGGCUUUGGUUUGCUGGGGCACGCCAUCAAUCUGGCAACACAACAACGCAACGAUGUGGCCUUUGUCAUCCAUAACCUUCCCAUCAUAGCCAAAAUGACUGCUGUCAGCAAAGCAUGCGGAAACAUAUUCAAUUUGGUUCAGGGCACAUCAUCCGAGACAUCCGGUGGGCUGCUGGUUUGUCUGCCCAGAGAGCAGGCCGCCAAAUUUUGUUCAGAGAUGAAGAGCCAAAGCUCGGGGUCUGGAGGUCAGGGCGCCUGGAUCAUUGGAAUUGUAGAGAAGGGAGACCGUCGCGCUCGCAUCAUCGACAAGCCACGUAUCAUUGAGGUUCCACCACGAGGAAGCCAAGUGGCCAAUCAGGAAAACAACUCUGCCAGCCCUUUGCCUGGGCCCAAUUCGUCUUAAACCGGGUGUUUAUGAAUGUGCGUGUGUGUGAGAAUGUCGAGGAUGCUGCCCGUCUCUUCUGGAAAGCACAGAUCAUCACUUUCAUUUUUCUCCGUCGUAGUUGGUCAAAUGGACAAAUGACCUUGUCAGAUAUCAAGCUGUACUAAGAGCUCAAUGUCAGACUCAUUUUACAAACGGUCAUCUUCAGUAUUUGGAAAGAAUGCCAAAUAAGUAAAUGAAGAAAAUAACAUUCCAAAUCAUCCUUGACAAAUCCACAGGUGAAAAUGAAUAUCCAACGGAAGUGUGCGUGUUUAUGUAUGGAUUGUUUUUAUGUGACGUGGGCCGCUGUGUUUUGUUGGCUUGAUUUGAAUAGGGGAUGAAAUUAACGUAUCAUGAAUGAAUUUCUUCCACAAAUGGAGUUGUGCGUCUGUCUGGCUCAGACAUUACAGUCCAGAGGAAGGCUUGAGCAGCUUCGUCUGGACAAGUGGUGCCAGGUACAGAUGGCUUUUUUUAGCUGGUUGGUCGUCCAGCGCCAAGUCAGUCACAUUCUUCCAAUUUAUGAAACUCUGCCUUACAAACCCCAGCCAAGGGGCUGGGUGGAGUGGAUGUCUGUCACUGGAAGGGUGAGGCAGACUUGGUUUGCUGGAUUUGCUAGAUUUCCUGCUUUUCACAAUCAGUAAUAAAAAAACAUUCAAUUUG
Molecule: messenger RNA, 2081 nt
Organism: Syngnathus acus (greater pipefish)
Lineage: Eukaryota; Metazoa; Chordata; Actinopteri; Syngnathiformes; Syngnathidae
Gene: sephs3
Product: selenophosphate synthetase 3
Exons: 8
Biological process (GO): L-selenocysteine biosynthetic process
Cellular component (GO): cytoplasm
Molecular function (GO): selenide, water dikinase activity; ATP binding
Source: RefSeq, a predicted model, not a curated record